This is a messenger RNA of Ruditapes philippinarum (Manila clam), 1758 nucleotides long. RefSeq lists its product as uncharacterized. Gene Ontology annotation, biological process: copper ion transmembrane transport. Gene Ontology annotation, molecular function: copper ion transmembrane transporter activity. The coding region runs from base 228 to 872 and encodes 214 amino acids. The transcript is spliced from 5 exons. The record is from RefSeq and is a predicted model, not a curated record. Gene Ontology annotation, cellular component: membrane. Lineage: Eukaryota; Metazoa; Mollusca; Bivalvia; Venerida; Veneridae.
GGCAUGCUAUUGGUGAUCAGCAAGCGUAAAAUGGUAAAAGUGAUGUAUAUUAACUUGUUUACUUUAAACAAGAAUGUUGUAGUGUAUUAGUGUUUUUUUUUACUACAUAAUUAUUAGUUCUGGUUCGGAAUACAGUGUUAGAAGAUUAAAUAUCAAAUGAUAAGGCAGUUUAUGGUGAAACGUUUGGUAACUAAACACAUAGAGUGGUUUACAAAUAUUUGUCAGACAUGGAUCACACUGUUAAACGCACGUUAUCGUUAGAAACAGAUAUUCCCUUUUUGUUGGAAAACUUUCGAAUCUCAUCAAUUAGAGGUAUAAUACUGGCAAUGGUGUUUGCACUUGUGGUGGCCGUCGUAUUUCACACAUUGAAUUUUAUAAUUCAUUUCAGAGAAAGACACAUUUUAAACAGAAAAUCCAAUUGUUAUUAUUUUGCAACAACAGUUUUCCACACGAUAUCAUCGUUUCUUGCUUACGUCAUGGUUUAUUGUGUUAUGACGUAUAACGUCUGGCUGUUGGUCUCUAUCCUUCUUGGAUCUGGCAUAGGACAACUUAUCAUUGGACCAUUUAUAUCUAUUCGGCUUGAAAACAGCUACAUUUCUGCAAAGAACGAGUCCAAUGAUGUACUUACCGACCUUCUACCGGAAUAUGAUACUGAUAAUAUUAAUGAUGAUGUGAAUAAUCGCAACCUUGAUCCUGGUAGACAAAAUGGUGCUGUGAAACCAAAUUCAACUCCCAUUGAACUGAAAGAUUUUAUAAUCAACAAACCGAAUGAACAUGGUUAUAAGAGUUACAAUGGGAAUAACUUGCUACCAUUUACCGAGGUUGACGAUGAUCAAAAGUCGGAGUACGAUAGUCUUAUUAGUGAUGUGUAACUUUUUAUUUCACGUUUUUAGCUAUCCUCGACUAUAGAUAGAAGAAUGGGACUCACACAGGCGUCGGCGUCACACUAAUGUGCAAAUUGGUAUCUCGAAAGUUUCUGAAGGGAAACUUCAUACACCUAUUUGAGAGCAUAAUACAUUGUAGGUCACUAACAAGGGCCUAUAACUCUAACAUGAAUUUGACAGAAUUACUGCCCUUUUUCAACUUAGAAAAUUGUACAUUACCCAAGCUCUUGUUUUACUGUGGUCGAUGGGGCUGUCCUACCGACAGCAUUUGUUAACAUAUGCUCUAAUGGUUCAUUCAAUAUAGAAAAAAACUUUUUUCUUGCACCUGAAAACAUGAUGUAUAUAGGAAGGUUUAGUAAAUGUUCUAUACACUUUUUAGUUUAAAAGAUAUUUGAAUAAAUUACUUUGAUUUUAGUUAAGUUUAUUUUCGUACAUGGAGUUUGGUUUUGUGGAACAUUUUAUUUGUUCAUGCACAUUAGGAUAUAAAAUAUAAAAGAUAAAGAUGGGUAUGAUUUUUCAAUUCAUUUUUUCUUCACCAUCAAUAACAUGUAGGAGUUGAUGGCAUAUUUACAGAAAACGGCAUCCGGAUUUAAAAAAGAAAAAAUAGACCCCAUAAAAGAAACUAUGUAAACACAAUUAAUCACACAAUGGGUUCAAAGUCAUAAACUAUUUUUCCCUCUAGAGAAACAAAGCUUUAUUUUUUUAUGUCAAUGCUCAUAAAUUUUAUAUAAUGCUAAUGGCUUUACAUACUGUACAUACGCGCAUUUCUGCUUUUGCUUAUAUUUGUUAGUCAUGGCGGAUUGUUAAACUGUUUUUCUUGUAAAGGACUUAUACUGUAGUAAUAUUAACUUUUAAUAAAGUGCAUGUAUUGAAA